AGCAGUGCCUAGGGUCUUCUUCGCCUUAAACUUACCAGACUGCCAUUAACGCGAUCAGAACAAAUUUUAGAGGCAGUAUGAUGCAUUGGGCUUCAGCAGUUUUAGUUUUGCACUUUACAGAUUUCUGCAUUUGCUCGCCGCUACUUCCCAUGCAUACAAAUCAUUGGGAGCAUCAAAGAGGCCCACGGCAGCAACAAAUGGAUAAUCUUCAAGAUAAAGACAACCGCCGUUUAGGUGACUCAUCUUUUCUUAUUGCGUGUCUUGGUAAUUCGGAAAAUGAAAUCGAGAAAGCAGCAGAACUAUGCGGAAGAGACUUGAAGUGUUUGGAAAAUCACUUGAGCAAAGUCAUUUUCUUAUGUUUGUCAAAGAGAGACAUGUCUGAAGUACAAGAAUUAAAACUCGAGACAGUACUUAACAAUGAGAACAGUUUCCUUCCCUGCAUGUUUCAAUGCCUCGGCAAAUCAUUACCUGAGAUCUUCAUCAUAUGGGGUGAAUGCAGAGAAAACAUCAGCUGUUGGGCCCAGAAGAUUGGUGGAAUAGUCAGAGAUUGUUUAUCCGAGUGCAAUAGAGGUGUUGAGAAUGACGAACCAAAUGAUUCGCUUGGCUUUUAUUCUAGGCGCCCUGACGAUGAAACUUUAGGUCCAAAAGUUGAGGCACAGCGGGAAGAUAUUAUUGAUCUUGUUGCGGGUAUUAAAAAGGUGGAUUUGAAAUUCAUUAAGUGCGUGGCGUCGUGUCUGAAGACUAAUGUUUUUCACAUAUGGAACAUAUUCCGCAAGUGCAAGUACGACUUUCAUUGUUACGUCAUAGAGCUCGGCAAGGAAGCGCUGUCCUGUGUGGAAAGCUGUAUAGCCGAAGUUGGUCUGGCCCCAGGGAGGUUAACCUGGAGUCCAGGACCCGUGACAGAAGCAAAGAUUACAUUAGUGCGGAUGCGGAGACUGUUCAAAUUGAUCAGACCCUCAGACUAGGAAAGUUUAAAAUGUGUUAUGAUUUUUUCUUUUUUACUGAAACUUUUAAUUAUGCCUAUAUUCACCUGCGCCUAUGGCGACUUUAUGCCUAAAAACAACUUUUAUAGUCCUCCAAAAAGAUUGAGGACGUAAUGAUCAGAUCUUAUGCUUUUUAAAUACAAUUUUCAAUCUUCAAUUAACUCUUACCUGGUUUAGUUAGUUGAAGAUUAUUGUUGUUACGAUGCUCGAGCGGGAGAUUGACACAGAGAAAUUAGGCCUACAAAAUGUAAAAAAGACGAA
Molecule: messenger RNA, 1244 nt
Organism: Lingula anatina
Lineage: Eukaryota; Metazoa; Brachiopoda; Lingulata; Lingulida; Lingulidae
Source: RefSeq, a predicted model, not a curated record